Prorocentrum cordatum is the source of this 1663-nucleotide messenger RNA. Lineage: Eukaryota; Dinophyceae; Prorocentrales; Prorocentraceae. The record is from the annotation of a GenBank genome assembly.
GUGCGGAGCUCUGCUUCAGCAGGGCCGUCAGCUCAUGGGCCGCCAUGCGGGCAGCAAGGGUGCGAGUGGAACCUGCGGCAAGGGCAAGGACAAGUCGGGCACAUACGUCAACUGCUCGGCGUGCCGGUAUCGCUGGAACUUCAGGUCCAACCACUGGUGCCACCAGUGCUGCUCGCCGAUGGUGCCGCACCCGUCGCCUGACAAGAAGCCCACGGGCCAGUGGUCGUUCGGUCCGCCCAUGCUCGCGUCGAGCCCGUUCGGCACCGCCGCUGGUGCGGCGCCGCCUGCGGGUGGCCAGCCCAAGGGCCCUCCUGUGCCGCCGAGGGCCGCCAAGGGCGCGCCGAAGGAGCGCCGCCCAUGGGUCUGGCACGGGCCGGGCUGGCACCCGUACGGCGGCGGGCCGCCGCCAGAGGGGCCGCGUGAAGCACCGCGGUCUGCUGACCCCCUCGCGUUGCUCCGCGAGAAGUUGGGCGAUUGCGACGAGCUCACGGCCCUGUCCGCCAAGUUGGCCGCCAGGGAGCAGCCCGCCGCUGAGGUCCCUCGCCGCCCGCCCCUCUUGGAGGAGGAGGUCUCCGCGAAGGGGAUCGCGUGCAGGCGCGCACAGGCGUGGCUCGAGACCUGCGCGGGCCGUGUCAUUGAGGGCGAGGCCUGGCUGGCCGACGCCAAGGCUGCCGAGGACGCGGCGGCGGAGGCGGCACACCAGGCCCAGCAGGAAUGGGAGGAGGCUUGCGCCAAGCAGCUGCCGUCUCCGCCGACGCCGCGGUCUGAGACGGCAUCCGCUUCUACGGCCAUCAACCUCUCGACGCUCGUCGACGAAUGCUCGCUGCGCUUCGUCGAUGGCCCCCUCUUCGACCUGGAGGGCCUCGAGGUCGACGAGACGGAGCGCGCCGAGUGGGCCCGCAUCAAGGGCGAGCUCGCCACCAGCGUGCAGGCCAAGGUUCAGGAGGCCCUGGGUCCCGCUGCUCAGCAGGUCCUCAAGUUGCGUGAGGAGGCCCAGGCUCUCCACGCCAGGCUGCAGGCCAAGAGGCGCCGCGGCUCGGAUGGGCUAAGGCCAGCGCUGCCAUUGACGAGAAGAAGCGUGACGCGCAAUGAGUUUAGCGCCUGCGAUUGCACCGCCGCUGUCACGUACGGUGGCUCGCCGUUUCCGCUCUACGGGGACAUCUUCCUCUCGAAGGACGACGAGCUCGCCUUCUUCCCCGACCUGGAGGUCUUCGGCCACUACAAGUUCGGCUCCUCUCAGAGCGACGACGACUCUGAGUUCGAGGGCAGGGCGGUCCAUUGCAAGGACCAGGACCCUGCCAGGCGGGCGGCCAUUCAUAAUCGACAGCUUCUUGAGAGGCGGCUGAGGUCUUUCACUGGCGCCUGGGUGCCCGACCCCAGCGUGGUUGAUGAAGUUUCUGGCUUGGCCGACUGGAAGCGGGUUUGCAUCCCAUGCGUUGCCAGUUUCCUGGCAGAUCCCGCACUGCAGCCUCUUGUCCAAGAGGCCGCUGGUUCCGCAGGUCAUGGCAACCUGGCGGUCGCUCAGCUGGACAUGGCCAGGCAGAUCUGCGAGCGAGCGUGCCAUGCUCGCCGUCGCCAGCGGCAGGCUUAUCGUGACCACCUCAAUAGCCUCCGCGACAUCGACCACGAUGACUGGCAGGAAGAAUUGGCUCGCAACGCCUGA